Candoia aspera is the source of this 2217-nucleotide messenger RNA. Its product is annotated as disintegrin and metalloproteinase domain-containing protein 21-like. Gene Ontology annotation, molecular function: metalloendopeptidase activity. Gene Ontology annotation, biological process: binding of sperm to zona pellucida; male gonad development; proteolysis. Bases 1 to 2217 code for a protein of 738 amino acids. Gene Ontology annotation, cellular component: external side of plasma membrane; sperm head plasma membrane; plasma membrane. The record is from RefSeq and is a predicted model, not a curated record. The transcript has 20 exons. NCBI's taxonomy places the organism in Eukaryota, Metazoa, Chordata, Lepidosauria, Squamata, Candoiidae.
AUGGAGACUGUGGGCCCCCGGAGCCCAGAAAAGGCCCUCUUAAUAGGAUCUUCUGCAAAAGAGAAGAAGAGCGAGGCCGUCCCAGCGUCCAGCCACUGGUUCCCAACACUUGGCACUUCCUCCCAGAGGACUGGAUCAAUGGGAGCUUCAAGCUACCUUUAUUCAGAAGUUAUUGCCCCCAGUUUGCUGGAACAGCAACACAAUGCCUAUAGUAAGAAAGAAGUAUCGUAUCUGAUGAAAAUCGAAGGCAUCCACAGGAUCGUUCACCUUCAUCAGAAAUCCUUUGUAGUUCAGAAUAUGCCUGUUUACUCUUUGGAUUUAAAAGGAAGGAAAACUGUCCAUCAUCCAAAACCAAAGAUUGACUGUUAUUACAGCGGAUACGUGGAAGACAGCCCCAACUCGGACGCGGUCAUCUCAACCUGCAACGGUCUUUGGGGACACAUACAGAUUGGAAAUCUGACGUAUGAAAUCCAGCCGAUUGAGAAUUCCGCCAGGUUCCAACACCUUCUCUACCGCAAGGCUCCGGAGCAGCAUCCUCCCUGCCAAGGCGUGGUGGAAGACGUGGAGCAGUGGGCACGCCACAGGGCCGUCCUGACAACAGUCAGCAAUCCAGACUCAGAGUCCCAGGACUCCAUGCCACAUUUUCCUGGAAAGAACACGCCGUCCAGAUACCUAGAAUACUUUGCUGUUUGUGACCAUUCUAUGUUCCAAUGGGGAAAGCAGAAUAUAACUCGUACCAUUCUGGUGGUGCUGCAGAUUCUCUCGGUGGUUCAUCAUAUCUACGACGACAUCGGCCUUCACAUCGUCCUGACCGGGAUGGAGGUGUGGGACGAGCAGGAUUAUUUGCCCAUCAGCAACACGUUCAGUCAGACGUUCAACGAUUUCUACAACUACGCCAAUUCUGAACUUCGGCGCCAGACCCAUUUUGAUCACGCCACCUUAUUCACGAACGUGGACCAGCAGGAUUCCUUUGACAAGGCAUGGCAUCUGCCCCCCUGUCUUUACAAACAGAUCUCCGUUUCUGUCAUCAAAAUUUCUCCGUAUGUCACAGACAACAGCGUCUCCGCUGCACACCAGCUGGGCCACUCCCUCGGCUUUGCCCACGAUGACCUCCCAAGAAGAGACGGCCAGUCCUGUGAAUGCCGCCCAGCCUCCCAGGCGGGCCACUGCCUCAUGCAUUCCACCGUGGCAGAACGCUACAGGCUGAGUAACUGCAGCAAAGACACGUAUUUCGGAUUCUUAGAAACCCAAGGAAGGAACUGUUUCCUGAAUUUACCCAAGGAUGUCCCCGAGAUAAAGAUGUGCGGGAACGGCAUCGUGGAGAAUGGCGAACAGUGUGACUGUGGUAGGGACGAGGCAUGCAAAAGCAGUGGCUGUUGCCAGGAUGACUGCCAACUGAAGCCCGGCACCAGCUGUGUUCACGGACUCUGUUGCAACAAGUGCAAGGUAAGCAUUGAAGGAACGGUGUGCCGGGAAGCCACCUCGGACUGCGAUCUUGCCGAGUACUGUUCGGGGAGCGCCGCCAACUGCCCACGGAAUGUCUUCAAGCAAAACGGGAUGCCCUGCGGCACCAGCAGCACCUGCUAUUUAGGAGCAUGCCUGGACAUCCACCAGCACUGCAGGACUUUCUUCGGCCAAGCCGCCCAACCUGCUCCGCUCAGUUGCUACAGGGAAGUGAACUCGCGAGGUGACCGGACCGGCAACUGCGGCCGGGAUAAGUCUGGAUACAAGAAAUGCCCAGAAAGAGACAUGUUUUGCGGAAGGCUCCAGUGCAUCAACGUCCAUAAAAUCCCCAGACUCCUCAUAGGCUACGCCGUUCUCCAGACCCCCGUCGACGACAUUUUGUGCUGGAGCGUCAUCUUCCACCAGCAGAACACCACAAAUGACGAUGGAGCGGCAAAGGACGGGUCUUCGUGUGGUCCCAACAGGAUAUGCAUAAAUCGAUCAUGUGUCCACAUGACAAUUUUGAAUUAUGAUUGUGAUUUUUCCAAAUGUAACAACCAGGGGGUCUGCAACAGCAAAAGGAAUUGCCACUGCAGCUAUGGAUGGGCCCCUCCCCACUGCAGUGGCCGGGGGUUCGGAGGAAGUAUCGACAGCGGGCCCCCUCCUGAGCGCGUGAAGUCGAAAAAAACACUAAUGCUUGGUUCGAUUAUUGGAGUAGCUUUGCUCCUUUUGGCCCUUACUGCAAUGCUUAAGAAGUUCCUGCCAUCUUGGUAA